Sorex araneus (European shrew) is the source of this 3844-nucleotide messenger RNA. RefSeq names its product phosphoribosyl pyrophosphate amidotransferase (gene PPAT). The transcript has 11 exons. Gene Ontology annotation, biological process: purine nucleobase biosynthetic process; purine nucleotide biosynthetic process. The record is from RefSeq and is a predicted model, not a curated record. The coding region runs from base 169 to 1722 and encodes 517 amino acids. Gene Ontology annotation, molecular function: amidophosphoribosyltransferase activity. NCBI's taxonomy places the organism in Eukaryota, Metazoa, Chordata, Mammalia, Eulipotyphla, Soricidae.
GGGAAAGCACGCGCCGCCGCAGUAGCGAGGGUCCUGACGCCGGGGAGGAAGAGGCUGUCGCGGGCGAAGCGCUGCUGUGCGGUGUGGGCCGAGCGCGCGGCUGCGGAGUGCGCAGACCCCCCUCCCCUGCCGCGGCUGCAGGUCCCGGCACGUGCUUUCGGCGGCGACAUGGAGCUGGAGGAGUUGGGGAUCCGGGAGGAAUGUGGCGUGUUCGGCUGCAUCGCCUCCGGAGAGUGGCCCACGCAGCUGGAUGUGCCGCACGUGAUCACCCUGGGACUCGUGGGGCUGCAGCACCGGGGUCAGGAGAGUGCUGGCAUUGUGACAAGUGAUGGAAAUUCAGUACCAACAUUCAAAACCCACAAGGGAAUGGGCCUUGUAAAUCAUGUCUUUACCGAAGACAAUUUGAAGAAAUUAUAUGUUUCAAAUCUUGGAAUUGGACACACGAGAUAUGCCACUACCGGAAACUGCGAAUUAGAAAAUUGUCAGCCCUUUGUUGUUGAGACACUUCAUGGAAAAAUCGCUGUGGCGCAUAAUGGCGAGCUGGUCAAUGCUACUCGAUUAAGGAAAAAGCUUCUGCGUCAUGGUAUUGGCCUGUCAACAAGCUCUGAUAGUGAAAUGAUUACCCAAUUAUUGGCAUAUACUCCUCCUCAGGAGCAAGAUGACACCCCAGACUGGGUAGCAAGGAUUAAAAACCUAAUGAAGGAAGCACCUACAGCAUACUCUCUGCUUAUAAUGCAUAGAGAUGUUAUUUAUGCAGUGCGGGAUCCUUAUGGAAAUCGUCCUCUGUGCAUUGGUCGUCUUAUUCCUGUAUCUGAUAUCAAUGAUAAAGAGAAAAAAUCCUCAGAAACUGAAGGAUGGGUGGUGUCUUCAGAAUCUUGUAGUUUUUUAUCUAUUGGCGCAAGAUAUUACCGUGAAGUCUUGCCUGGAGAAAUUGUGGAAAUAUCCAAACAUAAUAUCCGAACUCUUGAUAUUAUAUCAAGAUCUGAAGGAAACCCAAUGGCUUUUUGUAUCUUUGAGUAUGUUUAUUUUGCAAGACCAGAUAGUAUAUUUGAAGACCAAAUGGUUUAUACAGUAAGAUUUCGUUGUGGUCAGCGACUGGCAGUUGAAGCACCUGUGGAUGCAGAUAUGGUUAGCACUGUUCCAGAAUCUGCCACGCCGGCUGCUCUUGGCUAUGCAGGAAAGUGUGGACUUCCAUACGUGGAGGUGCUGUGUAAAAAUCGAUACGUUGGCAGAACCUUCAUUCAGCCAAACAUGAGAUUAAGACAGCUUGGUGUUGCAAAAAAAUUUGGAGUAUUAUCAGACAACUUUAAAGGCAAAAGAAUUGUUCUUGUAGAUGAUUCCAUUGUGAGAGGCAAUACCAUCUCACCCAUAAUAAAACUGCUCAAAGAAUCUGGUGCAAAAGAGGUACAUGUUCGAGUAGCUUCACCACCAAUUAAAUACCCAUGUUUCAUGGGAAUAAACAUACCAACAAAAGAAGAACUUAUUGCCAAUAAACCUGAAUUUGACCAUCUUCCAGAAUAUCUAGGAGCAAACAGUGUUGUAUAUCUCUCAGUAGAUGGACUGGUUUUAUCUGUACAAGAAGGGAUAAAACAUAAAAAACAGAAAGCGGAAAAACAAGAUAUUAUGAUACAAGAAAAUGGGAAUGGUCUGGAACGUUUUGAAAACAAUGGUCAUUGUACAGCUUGUCUUACUGGAAAAUACCCUGUGAAAUUGGAUUGGUAGCUGGUUUGGCAUUCUUGUUCUUUCAAGAUAAGAAGUUGGUGAAGAAGUUACAGUUGUUAUACGUUAUGUAUUUACUGUUAUUCAUUUGGUACAAUGUAAAAUGACACCUGCUUGUGUUUACCUUUAUAAGCUUUGAUAAUUUUUUUCCUGAAGAGUACCAAAGUACAAUGUUUUCUAGACAAAGCCCUAGAUUGAUGUUUUGGCAUUAUCUAAGAAUUUGGAUGAGCCUUUCAUUUUAUUUAGUAGGUUAGUGCUUUGAAGCUACUAAUAAUGAGAUUUCAUAUUUAAUUUCAGAGCAUUGAAGUAUAAUGUAAAAGAACAGGUAAUGUUGUGUUGUCAAGUAGUGUACCUUUUGUGGAAUGUUUUUUGGGGAGUUACUCAGUUGUGGAGGUGGAGUAUCUUCAGAAUUGAUCCUUGCUACUUGCUUAUUUUAAAAGAGCAGCAUUGUGUUGUUUCUUGACCAGCCUUCCUCAUUUCUUCAGCAGAGGAAAGGAAUUCAUGGCAUUUGCCCAGACCAUGUUUCAAUUAUCAGAGGGUAGACUAAGAUGGUACAAACAGGCAGAUGAAUUAGAUAGAAUAUUUCCUGUGAAGCUCAAUUCUAUUAUACCUCAAAGGUGUCUGUCCCCUAGAGUUUCUGUUUGUAGUUGGGACCUUGUCUUCCCUGUUUACCAUGAUAGAAAUGUUACGGGGGGUGGGGGGGAAUCAUACCUUGAGAUGCCUCACUUUCCCCACCAGUGUAAUGGGGUACUUACAUGACUAAAUCAGAUGAUAGGGAUGUGCAUCAGUGUCAUGUUUUCAGUGGUUACGACCAUUACUUCACCCCUGUGUUUUAAAGUAGAGCAUGAGUCUUGGCUUUGGAAAUGUUGACAUCUGUAAUUACACUGUAGUAGUGGAAAGCAGAAUUCACUGUGCCUUGCUGUCUCUUUUUACGUGAAACAAGGUGUGUUUUACUGAGUGAAACUUGCUUAGAAAGAUGUGAGAAGAGAGAAAGAGGGGAAAUGUGUUCAAGGGAGAACAUAGGCUUCUCCAGAGUGGAAAUAAGCAAGCCGAGAGAGAAAGAGAGACAAACAAGGGAGCUAACAGUUCAGAUGAGAACAUAGGCUUGAAGAGUGAGUGAGCCCUAGCCAUCUUUUCUGAAAUGCCUGAAGAACAGUUGUAAAACCAUGUCUGUAGAAGACCUUUUCCUACACUGGACUGGAGAGAACUCCCCAUCCUACUUAGUCUUCUUACAGUAGAAGCUCAACAAGUAACCAUGUACAUUUUGAAAUAAAACAAUUUUUUAGAUUCUAACAAGCAAUUUAUGCUUAAUUUGUUUAAUUGUAUGUUUUUGUAAAAUGAAGUCUUUGAUCACUUAUAAGCACAUUUGCAUAUAUGUUCAUCUAUGGACAUGUAUUGUUCGCAAUUAAAUAAUCGAGUGGAAACACGGGACCAAUUUUCUUUAAGAAUUAAGAAGACUUUUUUGGUACUUUGUAAUUAGCAUACCCAUCCACUGCCAAAUGACAACUUGCCUUUUUUCUUUUGGUACUGACUUAUUGGGAGCUAAUGACUUAGAUCUUUUGCAAGUAUUUUUUUUUUAUUGUUACCUCUAAGAUUUAAAAUUUUAAGACACCUUACCCCAUCCCUUGUCUUUGUAAGAUUUUCAAAACAAAGCCGAUUUUUGCUUUUCUAUCAUAAUCUGAUAUAUUGUAUUCAGAUCCAUUUGGAAAUUAAUAUUUAUUAACAGUUAAAAUCUUUUCAUUUAGUAUAUCCUCUCAUGUGUUUUAUUCCAGCAGGCUGAGGUAAAAUCUUGACAGCUCUUCUGAGCCUUUGUGCAGUCCACAGCAGUGGGUCAUGUGUCCCCUGGCAGAAACACAAGUAAAUUAGCAGAUGAAUUGAGCCCCUGGGACCAUUUGUGUGUAUAGCCUCUUGUCUUAAAAUGUAUUACUCAAAGCAGCUGGGAGGAGGCAAGACCUGUGGGUCAAUUUUGAACCGGCCUUACUCACUUUUGAUUUUUAAAAGCAAGAAACUCAGGGAAAGUACUAAGUCAGAAUUUUUAACUUGACUUUUGUGUUUUUCAUGCUUUUUUUCAUAGUUUUUACUUUGCUUUAUUGAGAUGAUUUAAUAAAAGAAUAUUGUACUGUCA